Molecule: messenger RNA, 291 nt
Organism: Protopolystoma xenopodis
Lineage: Eukaryota; Metazoa; Platyhelminthes; Monogenea; Polystomatidea; Polystomatidae
Source: the annotation of a GenBank genome assembly
AUGUUGAAGGACCGUGGUGUAUUGGCCAGAGCCAAGUGGCUUACUUUGGACUCCCGCUCCCCCGACGAAAGGUACCCUCCGAGGCCGCAUAGUGAUUCUCAGUCUGUUCUCACUUCAAGUCUUAGUCACCGAUUGUACCUCUCCUGCGCCAAUUCCCUCUCCGCCCUCUUCAUUCUCCGCCCGGAGUCGCCAUGCCACCAUGCUGCCAUGUGGUUACACAACCCGACUCAUGCAAGACCUCGUCAUCUGACAGGUUUGCGUGCAUCCCUACACGGCAAGCCUGGUCUCUAG